Messenger RNA from Aegilops tauschii subsp. strangulata, 1704 nucleotides. NCBI's taxonomy places the organism in Eukaryota, Viridiplantae, Streptophyta, Magnoliopsida, Poales, Poaceae. The record is from RefSeq and is a predicted model, not a curated record.
AUGGUCUUCAUGCCGUGCGACCUCCUCGAUUAUGUGGAGAUAGCGGAGCAGAUUGACUGCCCGGCUCCGCUCCCCGAAGGUCCGGCCGAUGCUCUCCUGAUGGAGAUGCUAGUCCCGGCGCCCUACAGGGUGCCAGAGAAGAAGGCCGCCAAGAAGGCCCCGAGGACCAGGAAGGGUCUCCGACGUAAGAUCACAUCGGAAGCCUCGUCCGAAGACGAUGAGGCGCUCUCCUCCCACGAAGGGGAGGAAGAAGAAGGAGGGGCCACCCCAUCCGGAGAGGAUGAGGGGCCUGAGAAGGCGGACCAGGGGGCCAGGAAAGGCCCUCAAUGCAAGGCCGUCAUACCCUCAUCGUCUGAUGACGACGAGACUGAUUCCUCCCGCGGAGGCGGGGGGAAACAGGAGGAAACCCUGCUUCCCCGCACUAAGGGGGAGAAGAAGAGGAAAGCCGCCCCGGAGGGGGAGGCUGGGACGUCCAAGAAGGGAAAGGUGUCCCUUCCGGACUACUCCGCCACAGCCGCCCAUAGCAAGGAGGGUCCGGCCAGGGUUCAUCCUGAGGUAUCAUCUUCGGAUGGAUCCCUGAGCGUUUCAGUGAUGAACUCGCUCCCGACGGCCACUACUCCUCAACCCGCAGAUGACACAGAGGUGUUGUCCCGAAGGCUCCUAGAGCGGGGGGAGGUGGCUCUAGAGACGCCCGGAGGCGGAAUUCCAGAUGUCGGACACGCGGGGUUCAAGAUCCCCGCGGAUCGUCCUGAUGAGAGCCGCAGCAAGCCGGACUCUCAUCCGGAUACUGAGCCGGAGCCUUCAGUGGCCCCGGAUGCUGGCAGGCGGCCCCUCACCAGGGAGGGCGAGCCGUCCGUGCCGAUGACUUCCGCCACGCCCGAGGCAUCGGAUAGUCUGCUGGGAGCGCUUCGCAGCGCUUCCAUAGAUGACGAGCACCGUACUCUUAUGGGUGCGGUGAUUCAGAAGGUUCUAUCCGCCAAGAGCGGACUGACCGAAGCGUGUACCAGCCUCCUGACAGGCUUUGAGGCUGUGCUGGUUGCCGCUGCUGCCCGCACAGCCGAGGUCGCCGAACUGAAGCGGGACCUGGAGCGGGCACAGGGAGAGCUCGACCUCACUAAGAGGCAGCUCGAAGAGAACAAAGGGGCCACCACCGAAGUGGCCUCUCUGAAGAAAGCGUUGUCCGAGGCCGAAGAUAAGGGGGCCUUGGAACGCAUAGAGCGCAGAAAGCAAGAUGCUAGAGUGGGCGAGGUACAACAAGAGCUCCGGGACCUCGGCAAGAAGUUCGAGUCCGUGGAGCAGGAUCUGAAGAUGAAAGAGGCCGAGCUUGCGAAGGCCCUUGUGAGUAUGAAAGACGCCAAGGCCGAAGCCGAGAAAGCACAGGUGGCCGAAGUGACUAUGAGAGAUUUCAUAGUCCGGAUGUGGCCUGGUGAGCCCCUGCCGGCUAGCUACUUCGGCCUGAUCAAGCGGAUGGUAAAUGCCUGUCCACGGCUCGAAGUCAUCAAGCGAUACGUUUGCAUUGAGGGUGCCCGCCGGGCCUUUGCCCGCGCGAAGGUGCAUUGGGGCAAGCUGGAUGCGGAGAAGCUGGUGAAGGACGGGCCGCCCGAGGGCAAGGCGCAUCGCUAUCUGGAGAACUAUUACGAUGGCGUUAUGAAGGGCGCUCAUCUUGUGGCCGAUGAAUGUACCAAGGACACAAUUUUUGAAUGA